This is a messenger RNA of Cynocephalus volans (Philippine flying lemur), 3159 nucleotides long. RefSeq names its product zinc finger protein, FOG family member 1 (gene ZFPM1). Gene Ontology annotation, biological process: erythrocyte differentiation; negative regulation of transcription by RNA polymerase II; positive regulation of transcription by RNA polymerase II. The transcript has 10 exons. Bases 1 to 3159 code for a protein of 1052 amino acids. The record is from RefSeq and is a predicted model, not a curated record. Lineage: Eukaryota; Metazoa; Chordata; Mammalia; Dermoptera; Cynocephalidae. Gene Ontology annotation, molecular function: RNA polymerase II-specific DNA-binding transcription factor binding. Gene Ontology annotation, cellular component: nucleus.
AUGGGGGCUAGUAGGCGUUGCCAUGGUUUUCAGACUCUUGUUGUUCAGUGUGCUCCCCAUGAGGGGCUUGGCCGCUGUGGGGUCCUGGCGGAUGCCCGAGGCUCUGCCCCUCCCCCAUGCUUCACACCAGACAGUGGGAGGUCAUUUCCCUGUGAGCUGCGGCUGAGGGCCAGGUCAGUGGCUGCAGAGGAUGAACUUGAGAAGCUGCCGACUCCACCUGGGCACCUCACACAUUCCCCUCGGGCUGUGUCCGCAGGUUCCCUUGGAGACAUGGAGGCCGGAGAGGAGGCCCAGGCCGUGGACACCAGCCUCUCAGAGCAGGAGCCCGUGGCACCAGAGCCUGAGGCCGCAGGGGAGCCCAAGCCCCCCAGCCCUUCCAGCGCAGACCUUAAUCUGCCCCCACCGCCACCACCCCCCACAUCCCCAGGAGGCCCCGAGGAAAUGGAGGGGCAGGAGCCAGAGACAAGGCCCAAGGAGGAGGAGGAGGAGAUGGGCAGCCCCUGGAACGGGCCAGACGAGCUGGAGCUGGUGCUGCAGGAUGGGCAGAGGCGCGUACGGGCCCGGCUCAGCCUCGCCGAGGGCCUGUCCUGGGGCCCAUUCCACGGGAAUAUCCAGACCAGAGCCGCAUCCCCCGGGCAGGCAGAGCUGAGCCCGGCCCUGAGCCUGCUGCUGGUGGACAAGGCCUGCUGGCUGAGAAUGCUGCCCAGAGCUAUGACUGAGGCUGAAGCCAACGCAGAGAUCUACAGGAAGGAUGAAGCCCUCUGGUGCAGGGUCACCAGGCCGGUGCCAGCAGGUGGACUCCUGAGCAUGCUCCUGGUGGCCGAGCACUGCAGCAUCCCCAGCCACCCCAUGAAGAAGGAGCCAGUGGAGCCCACGAGCCCAGCCCCCAUGCACAGUGACAUCCAUCUGCUACCCCAGCAGGCCGGGAUGGCAUCCAUUCUCGCCACGGCAGUCAUCAACAAAGACGUCUUCCCCUGCAAGGACUGCGGCAUCUGGUACCGCAGCGAGCGCAACCUGCAAGCCCACCUCCUCUACUACUGCGCCAGCCGCCAGAGCGCCAGCUCCCCUACCACGGCUGCUGCAGACGAGAAGCCCAAGGAGACUUACCCCAACGAACGCAUCUGCCCCUUCCCCCAGUGCCGCAAAAGCUGCCCCAGCGCCAGCUCCCUGGAGAUCCACAUGCGCAGCCACAGCGGAGAGCGUCCCUUUGUGUGCCUGAUCUGCCUGUCGGCCUUCACCACCAAGGCCAACUGCGAGCGGCACCUCAAGGUGCACACGGAUACGCUGAGCGGUGUCUGUCACAGUUGCGGCUUCAUCUCCACCACAAGGGACAUCCUCUACAGCCACCUGGUAACCAACCACAUGGUCUGCCAGCCAGGGUCCAAGGGUGAGAUCUACUCGCCAGGGGCUGGACACCCAGCUGCCAAGCUCCCCCCAGAGAAUCUGGCCACCUUCCAGCAGCACACGGCCCUGCACAGCCCUCUGGCCUCAGCAGAUCUGAGCCUGGCGCCCACCCCAUCUCCAGGACGAGACAGGAAGGCCCAGGCCGAGGCCACCAACGGAGAGGCCAGAGUGGCUCCCCAGAAUGGAGGCAGCAGCGAGUCCCCGGCGGCCCCCAGAAGCAUCAAGGUGGAGGUGGCGGAGGAGCCCGAGGCGGCCCGCGCACCGGGCCCCAGAGAGCCAGGGCCCCAGGCCCCUUCGCGGACACCGUCGCCGCCCAGCCCGGCUCCGGCCAGGGUGAAGGCCGAGCUGUCCAGCCCCACACCGGGUUCCAGCCCGGGGCCUGGAGAGCUGGGCCUGGCCGGGGCCCUCUUCCUGCCGCAGUACGUGUUCGCGCCGGAUGCGGCGCCCCCCGCCUCGGAGAUCCUGGCCAAGAUGUCCGAGCUGGUGCACAGCCGGCUGCAGCAGGGCGCGGGGGGCGCGCCGGCCGGCCUCUUCGCCGGGGCCCCCAAGGGUGCCACGUGCUUCGAGUGCGAGAUCACCUUCAACAACGUCAACAACUACUACGUGCACAAACGACUUUACUGCUCGGGCCGCCGCGCGCCCGAGGACGCGCCCGCCGCGCGCCGGCCCAAGGCGCCCCCCAGCUCUUCUGCCGAGCCCGACGCGCCGCGCUCCCCGCCGGGCCCCGUGGCGCGCGAGGACGAGGUGGGCGGCGCGGCCACUCCCGAGGCGGAGGUGGGUGGCCGGGGCAGCGAGGGCAGCCAGAGCCCGGGCAGCUCGGUGGACGACGCGGAGGACGACCCCAGCCGCACGCUGUGCGAGGCCUGCAACAUCCGCUUCAGCCGCCACGAGACCUACACGGUGCACAAGCGCUACUACUGCGCCUCGCGCCACGACCCGCCGCCGCGCAGGCCUCCCGCGCCCCCUGCGCCAGUCACUGCCGCCGCGGCGCCCACGGGACCCCAAGGACCCGCCGCACCGCACGCGCGCACGCGCAGACGCCGCAAGCUCUACGAGCUGCACGCAGCCGGCGCCCCGCCCCCCGCGCCGCCCGCCCCCGCGUCGGAGUCCCCCGCGUCGCCGCCACCCGGGAGCGGCGGCGGCGGCGGCCCCGGCCCCGCGCCCGCGUGCUCGCCCGGCCCCGCAGCUGACGGCCCCAUCGACCUGAGCAAGAAACCGCGGCGACUGGUGCCCGCCACGCCGGCCGCGCCCGCGCUGGCCGAUUACCACGAGUGCACGGCCUGCCGCGUGAGCUUCCACAGCCUCGAGGCCUACCUGGCGCACAAGAAGUUCUCGUGCCCCGCCGCGCCGCCGCCCGCCGCCCUGCGCCUGUCUGCCGCCGCCUGCCCCUAUUGCCCGCCCAACGGCCCGGUCCGCGGCGACCUCAUCGAGCACCUGCGCCGGGCGCACGGCCUGCGUGCCGCCGAGGCCCGGACGCCCGCCGCCUCGCCCCCGCCCGCGCCCCGGGACGGCCUGGACGGCGCCGAGCCGCGGGAGCCGCCGCCCGGCCCGAACCGCACCAGCCCCCGGCCCGGCCCGCCCGCGUCGCCGGCCGUCGCGCCCCUCCCGGACAAGGGUGCGCCGGCGCCCGCGCCCGCGCCCAGCAGCAACCCGCGGUUCUGCCGACUGUGCAACAUCCGCUUCAGCAGCCUGUCCACCUUCAUCGCGCACAAGAAGUACUACUGCUCUUCGCACGCGGCCGAGCACGUGAAGUGA